AUGUCCCAAUUAAGCUAUGCCCGCUAUGGGAAAGACAAUGUCCGCCUCUACAAAGUUCACCGCAACGCCGACGGGACGCAGGAUGUAACGGAAAUGACAGUGUGCACCCUGCUCGAGGGCGACAUUUCAGAUUCCUGGACUCGUGCCGAUAACGCCAACAUCGUCGCCACGGACACGCAGAAGCAGACAGUCUACGUCAAGGCCAAGCAGCAUCCUGUCAACCCUCCCGAGCUGUUCGCAUCCAUACUUGGAUCGCACUUCAUCGAGCAGUACUCGCACAUCCACGUAGCACAUGUAAGCUUGAUUGUACACCGCUGGACACGCAUGGAAGUGGACGGUCAGCCCCACCCGCAUUCUUUCCUCCGAGACGGCGCGGAGACAAGGGUUGUGGAGGCUGUUGUCAGGCGAGGAAAGGGAAUUAGCAUUCGCAGCGGGAUAAAGGGACUUCUGGUCCUCAAGAGCACUGGCAGCCAAUUCCACAGUUUCCACCGAGAUGAGUUUACUCGCCUGCCGGAAGUCUGGGAUCGUAUCCUCAGCACGGAAGUUGAGGCAGGCUGGAAUUGGCAGCAGUUCGCAGAUGUUGCGGAGGUGGAAAAGGAGCAGGGCAAGUUCGAUGCAGCAUGGAAAGAUGCACGGAAGAUCACCCUCGAGACCUUUGCCAAGCAGGACUCUCCGAGUGUGCAGAACACAAUGUACUUGAUGGGCGAGCAGAUUCUUGAAGCGGCGCCUAGUGUUGAAACCGUGGAGUAUARCUUGCCUAACAAGCACUACUUCGAAGUCGACCUCAGCUGGUACAAGGGGUUGAAGAACACUGGAGCAGAUGCCGAAGUGUAUGCUCCUCAGACCGACCCGAACGGCCUUAUUCAGUGUACCAUUGCGAGAAAGGGUGUUAUUCCAAAGCUAUGA
Messenger RNA from Ramularia collo-cygni, 906 nucleotides. RefSeq names its product probable urate oxidase (uricase). Gene Ontology annotation, molecular function: urate oxidase activity. The transcript has 2 exons. Lineage: Eukaryota; Fungi; Ascomycota; Dothideomycetes; Mycosphaerellales; Mycosphaerellaceae. Gene Ontology annotation, biological process: purine nucleobase catabolic process; urate catabolic process. The record is from RefSeq and is a predicted model, not a curated record. Gene Ontology annotation, cellular component: peroxisome. The coding region runs from base 1 to 906 and encodes 301 amino acids.